ACAACGGUCCGGUUGGAAAAGUCGCUAGAAAUGUCAGUUAGCAAGUGGAAAUCACCGGAAAAACUACGCAACGCGGCAAAACUCAAAGCGAUUAGCGGCAAACAGCAGCAAGCGCUAACAACAGAGCAGAGCAGCGCGUUUGACAGCAGCAGGUCGGCGGGGGCUGCAGUGUGUGUUAGUUUAAGAAUGCGCGAAUGCGAAACGCGGCAGCAGCAGCAGCAGCAGCGGCGGCGGCGAAUGCUGAUAACAAAGCGUACAUCGUGUUAAUAACAAUAACAAAAAGUCGCGCGUUUAAUUAACAGACAGCGGGCAGCCGACAGCAGCAGCAGCAGCAGCGCAGUCGACGGCAGUGUCGCGUGUGGGAGUUAACAGUUUCCUCGAAGCAAGUGCGGCGAGAGUAAGAGACAGUGAAAGGGAGAGAGAGAGAGUGAGAGUCAAACUGAUAAAAACUGCAUUUGAUUGCAAUUUUGGCGGCAUUUGCAAUCCGAACGGCGGCGAACGCGCAACGCAAAAAGAAAUCAAUACAAAACAAAACAACCAAACAACGGGAUCCCACAAAGUAACAAUGGAUUAAGAAAGAACCCGCUGAAACCAUAAAAUCGAAAUCUAAUCAAACAACUCGAUGUUUAACUCGUAAUUAAUAAUAAUAACAAGCAAAUGCAACCGUUCCGUUCCGUGCCGCGCUAAUGCAAAAAGUAUACGACCUACACGUAAAUUUCUUACCAAAACAAAAGUGCAAUAACAAUUUUACAAACCUAUUGAAUAUAUAAAUAUAUAUAUAUAUGCGGAUUUCUUGAGGAAAAAUUCCAAAAGCCGACAACUAUUUAAAACAUUAAACUGCAAUGUGAAUCCGUAUCCUUCCUACUAAUAAAAAACAAUAAAGUAUUCGUGCGUGUGGGAAUUUUUGGGAAUGUCGAUAUCUCCUCCUACUAAGAGAUGGCAACAAAUUAAUCUCGCUUUAAAAUUGUAAUUUUUGGCGCCUGACUUUUGUCUGGUUUAUUGAGUGCAGCUACCGAAUAACGCUGAGCACAUUUUAUGCUAGGACAAUUUGAAUAACAGCAACAACAACAACGGAAUGGAAAAAGUGCUAGGCCACGCCGUUUGUCAAGCGUUGACAAUUUGACGCUGUGCAGAAGGGAAUCCUUGAAAAGAAAGUUCGGCUCACUCCAAACGCUUACAGGAUUUAAGCGAAUCGCGUGUGAAAGAGAGAGAAAGAGAUAGCAAGAGAACGCAAAGUUGUAACUCGCACACAUUGACAAAAGCUAACAGCUACGCACAACAAUGAAACACAUUUUAAGUCUGGCAACGCUGCUGCUGCUAACAGCCGUUGCCCGGGCGGACAGCCUACAGCACAUGACGGACAACGGAGGAGGCGGCCACAUGGGCAUGGGCUCGCACUCGCACUCGAUGGACGUGAGUCCGGCGCCCGGCUACGGUGUGCCGGUCAUACCGAAGGAUCCGAACUCACGCUGUGAGGAAAUCACGACGCCCAUGUGCCGCGGCAUUGGCUACAAUAUGACAUCGUUCCCCAACGAAAUGAACCACGAGACGCAGGACGAGGCGGGCCUCGAGGUGCACCAGUUCUGGCCGCUGGUCGAGAUCAAAUGCUCGCCGGACCUUAAGUUCUUCCUCUGCAGCAUGUACACGCCCAUCUGCCUGGAGGAAUACCACAAGCCUCUCCCAGUCUGCCGCAGUGUCUGUGAACGUGCGCGUUCCGGCUGUGCGCCCAUCAUGCAGCAGUACAGCUUCGAGUGGCCGGAGCGGAUGGCCUGCGAGCACUUGCCGCUGCACGGCGAUCCAGAGAACCUGUGCAUGGAGCAACCAUCCUACACGGAGGCGGGCAGCGGCACCGGAGGCGGAGGCGGCGGUGGCAGCGGCGGUUCCGGCAGCGGAUCUGGCGGCAAGCGCAAGCAGGGCGGCGGCGGCGGUGGUGCCGGUGGCUCGUCGGCGACGGCGAACAAGUGCAAGGGCAAGAAUUCAAAAAACUGCCAAAAUCCCCUAGGAGAAAAGGCAAACGGAAAGGAGUGCACGUGCUCGUGCCGCUCGCCGCUGAUCGUCCUGGGGAAGGAACAGCUCAUGCAGCAGUCGCCCAUGCUGCACCAUCACUGGUACAUGAAUCUAACUGUGCAAAGGAUCGCCGGCGUGCCAAACUGCGCCAUACCCUGCAAGGGUCCGUUCUUCACCAACGACGAAAAGGACUUCGCCGGCCUGUGGAUCGCCCUGUGGUCGGGCCUGUGCUUCUGCAGCACCCUCAUGACCCUAACCACAUUCAUCAUAGACACCGAAAGGUUUAAGUACCCGGAACGUCCCAUUGUCUUUCUGUCCGCCUGCUACUUUAUGGUCGCCGUCGGUUAUCUGUCCCGCAACUUCCUCCAGAACGAGGAGAUCGCCUGCGACGGACGCCUGCUGCGGGAGAGCUCGACGGGCCCGCACUCGUGCACUCUGGUCUUUCUGCUCACCUACUUCUUUGGCAUGGCCUCGUCCAUUUGGUGGGUCAUCUUAAGCUUCACCUGGUUCCUGGCUGCCGGCCUCAAGUGGGGCAACGAGGCGAUCACCAAGCAUUCGCAGUACUUCCAUUUGGCCGCCUGGCUAAUACCCACGGUGCAAUCGGUUGCCGUGCUCCUGCUCUCCGCCGUGGAUGGCGAUCCCAUUCUGGGCAUUUGCUAUGUGGGCAAUCUGAAUCCGGAUCAUCUGAAGACCUUUGUGCUGGCACCGCUGUUCGUUUACCUCGUCAUUGGCACCACCUUCCUCAUGGCCGGAUUUGUCUCGCUCUUCAGGAUUCGCUCGGUGAUCAAACAACAGGGCGGCGUUGGCGCCGGCGUCAAGGCAGACAAACUGGAGAAGCUCAUGAUACGCAUCGGCAUCUUCUCGGUGCUUUACACCGUGCCGGCGACAAUUGUCAUCGGAUGUUAUCUGUACGAAGCAGCCUACUUCGAGGAUUGGAUCAAGGCCUUGGCUUGCCCCUGUGCACAGGUUAAGGGACCCGGCAAGAAGCCGCUCUAUUCCGUGCUAAUGCUCAAGUAUUUCAUGGCUCUGGCCGUGGGCAUCACGUCGGGCGUAUGGAUCUGGUCAGGCAAGACCCUGGAGAGCUGGCGGCGCUUCUGGCGACGACUGUUUGGUGCGCCCGAUCGCACGGGCGCCAAUCAGGCACUGAUCAAACAAAGGCCGCCCAUUCCGCAUCCGUAUGCGGGCUCCGGCAUGGGCAUGCCCGUUGGCUCGGCGGCGGGCUCUCUGCUGGCCACGCCCUACACACAGGCGGGCGGUGCCUCGGUGGCCUCUACGAGCCACCACCAUUUGCACCACCACGUUCUCAAGCAGCCAGCGGCCAGCCAUGUAUGACAUGGAGAGUCGGGA
Drosophila novamexicana is the source of this 3354-nucleotide messenger RNA. It is a transcript of the gene fz2, whose product is annotated as frizzled-2. Gene Ontology annotation, biological process: non-canonical Wnt signaling pathway; canonical Wnt signaling pathway. Gene Ontology annotation, cellular component: plasma membrane. Gene Ontology annotation, molecular function: Wnt-protein binding; Wnt receptor activity. Lineage: Eukaryota; Metazoa; Arthropoda; Insecta; Diptera; Drosophilidae. Bases 1282 to 3339 code for a protein of 685 amino acids. The record is from RefSeq and is a predicted model, not a curated record. The transcript is spliced from 7 exons.